Molecule: messenger RNA, 639 nt
Organism: Effrenium voratum
Lineage: Eukaryota; Dinophyceae; Suessiales; Symbiodiniaceae
Source: the annotation of a GenBank genome assembly
GCGAUGCUCACGGACUUGGACUGGCUUGGGCACAACCUCAACGACAAGAAGUUUAAGGAUCCGGAGGUGCCUCAAGAGAAGGGCUACGUCUGGUUCACAGUGGAGGAGACCAUCCAGGCAUCGGCCACUUCGCCUAUGGCCGUCGGCAAGGCUGUGCGUAUCAAGCUGCUGGACGAGGGCAUCGUGCCGGCUUGGCUGGACCUGCAUUACAUGCAGGUCUUCGCAGGCGGUGUGCCGCUGGGCUACAUGAGCGAGGCAGAGGUGGACCCUGAAGCUGAAGUUGGCUUGCCAGAGGCAGCCUUGGGCAGCGGCAAGGUGCAGGUGUUGCGGACGCCGGCGCACCGGCGGGUGAUUGUGGAGAACCAAUGCAGCCGCAUCGUUUUCAAGGACCCGAUGGACAGCCAGGCGAAUGACCUCGUGGACAUGGGCUGGGCGAUCUUUGACUCCUGCUACAAAGGCGCCACGAUUCGCCUUGGCCCAUUCCCCGGCAAGUGGUCGGAGGAGCCCGAGGGAGACCACGGCAUGGUCGACUUCAAGGCAGCCGGGCCUCCGCCUCUCUGCCACGGGGAGCAUAAGGACAAGGUCACUAUACAAGCGCCGAAGUCUGACCACCUCUUCGAGCGGCGCUUGGUCAAGUGA